AUGGAAGAGAAGCAGGUUCUUCGGAAACUGGAAGAAAUGUUCCGGGAUAUCCGGCUAGAGAAGCAAGAAGAGCACAUGCGAAAAGUCCACGGUCAUGGACCCAGUAUCAGUCAUAAAUUAGACCGGUCUGAAUGUGACAUCCAUGGACGUCGGGACUCGACGAGUAGUCAGCGGAGUUCCCUGAGUCCUUUGGGAGGUCAUCGACCCCUGAGGCCAGUAGUAGUCUCUCUAAGGAACCUAGACAAUACGGCACUAAGCCGGUCGGGCUCACGGGAUUCCGUCGCCUCCACGGGAUCCCGCAAGUUUUCCAUCGAUUCCCUCGAAGGCCGCCGGGAUUCAUUGGACAUGGAUAAGAGAAAUCCUUUGAGCGGCGGAGCCGUCCUAGACGACGGGACCAUCCUCGAGGAAGAAGAGGUAGGCCCACACGAUUCAAAGGUAUCUUGCCGCGUUUCCUUUGCUCCAUUCCUCAAUCACAAGGCCUGUGAAUGUCGAUUGAGGAGUUCUCAGCCACUGCUUCGCAACUAA
This is a messenger RNA of Darwinula stevensoni, 525 nucleotides long. The record is from the annotation of a GenBank genome assembly. NCBI's taxonomy places the organism in Eukaryota, Metazoa, Arthropoda, Ostracoda, Podocopida, Darwinulidae.